Morus notabilis is the source of this 1045-nucleotide messenger RNA. RefSeq names its product barwin. The transcript has 2 exons. NCBI's taxonomy places the organism in Eukaryota, Viridiplantae, Streptophyta, Magnoliopsida, Rosales, Moraceae. Gene Ontology annotation, biological process: defense response to fungus; defense response to bacterium. The record is from RefSeq and is a predicted model, not a curated record. Gene Ontology annotation, molecular function: RNA nuclease activity; chitin binding. The coding region runs from base 279 to 902 and encodes 207 amino acids.
CCCCUCCUCAACCAUCAGAUCAACUGACUUCUCUCCUUUCAAACAGCACAAGGACCAUCCAACGGUCUGCACACUAGGCCCCACAAAUUGCCCAGCACUCUCGUUAACACAGAACUAUAUCCGACAUAAUUGCAACAAUAGGGACAUCAUUGACAAAUUCAAUCAUCAGAAGAUCACUCACACACAAAUGGAUACAAUUUAAUUCAGCAGGCCUCUAGUGUUGUGAUCUUAAGCAUUCAAAAGUUGGGCACAAAAAAAAAAAAAAAAAAAAAAAAAUUAUGGGCAGGAUUUCUUUUAGCCUUAUAGUAUUAGGCUUGGCGUGGCUAGCUGUUGGCGCAAGAGGUGAGCAAUGUGGUCGGCAAGCCGGGGGCGCGAUUUGCCCGAACGGGCUGUGCUGCAGCCAGUAUGGGUGGUGCGGCAGCACGUACGAGUACUGCUCGCCGGAGGUGAAUUGCCAGAGCAACUGCUGGGGCGCACCAGCGCCAGGACCUGAAUAUGUUGUGCGAGCAACAUAUCACUACUACAAUCCUGCGCAGAACAAUUGGGACUUGUUGGCAGUCAGUGCUUAUUGCUCAACAUAUGAUGCUAACAAGCCCUACUCAUGGCGCAGCAAAUAUGGCUGGACUGCUUUCUGUGGAUCGGGCUCUUCCUUCCCUGAUGCUUGCGGCAAAUGCUUAAGGCUAAGAAAUGUAAGAACUGGAGCCACAAUAACUGCAAGGAUUGUUGACCGAUGCAGCAAUGCUGGCUUAGAUUUGGACUACAGCACUGUGUUCCAACCUCUGGACACCGAUGGGGUUGGAUGGCAACAAGGCUCUAUGGACGUCGGCUACACUUUUGUUGACUGUGGCGACGGGCUUAGUGAUCAUCCUUUGAGUUCUAUUAUUGAUGAAAAGUCUUCUUGAUUGUAAAAUAAAUGCUAAAGAGUGAUCUGCUAAUAUGUAUCACGAUGGGUUGAGGGUUGAAUAAACUUUGGAACGUUAUUCCAAAGGAUUGCCUGUCUGUAAUGUUCUUUCUUCUGAGAACGUUGAGUUUGUCUCUCGUUGUA